Molecule: messenger RNA, 1509 nt
Organism: Diaporthe amygdali
Lineage: Eukaryota; Fungi; Ascomycota; Sordariomycetes; Diaporthales; Diaporthaceae
Exons: 5
Coding region: 1-1509 (502 amino acids)
Biological process (GO): DNA-templated transcription
Molecular function (GO): zinc ion binding; DNA binding
Source: RefSeq, a predicted model, not a curated record
AUGCUAUCAACUUACCGGCCCCGCACCUUGACGCCUCAAGGCUGGGACGCCUUCAGUAAUGUACAACAAAAUGAGCCCACAAUCAUCCCGACAAAACGUCCGUCAACGGAAAAAGAUUUUGAAUGCCACCCAGCGUCCGAGGGCUUGACCAACACUCUGGUCACCUCCGAGCCACAGAUCAAGGUACAUCGUUACGGCCAUGCAGCCUACCUUGGCCAUAGUUCGACAUUAAGCUUCAGCCGAAACGUCCGCAAUCUCCUUCAGCGAUCAUCAUCCAUCGCGGACCCCGAUAGUAUAUCUCUGGAACGUGAAGAUACAUCCUACACAACACCUUUGCCACCUAUUGCUCUUGAUCUAGCAAGCACUCCUCUCCCUCGGCUAUCUUAUGCCGAGUACUUGACCAACACUGUGUUCAUACACGCUGGCUCCUUAUACUCCUUAUUUGACCCUGCAGUGUUUUUGGAACGGUUGAGAGAAUUUUAUGAUGAGCGUACCAGAGGUGUUGCUCCUAAUGCGAGACUUUGGCAUGUCCAGAUGCUUCUCAUCCUGGGCUUCGGCGAGUCAAUACUCGCCCGGGAGCACUCAGAGUCAGGACCGUCUGGAAUGGCCUACUUUACCCGAGCUAUUGAGGCUAUGUCAGAUAUUCGCAGGCUUUAUGAGGACCCGCUAUUAUCAAUCGAGAUCCUCUGUCUGGCGACUCUUUUCAUGCAUGCAACUGAUUUGCUGCAGGAAUCGUAUGUUACUAUCGGAAAGGCUUUGCGAAUUGCUGUUACUAAGAUCAUGAAUGUAUCCGUUCCUGAUGCACUCCAACCAACGAAUGUCGAGUAUCAGAGAAGGCUUUGGUGGACAGUUUACUGCAUUGAUAGGAAAAGCGCAGCUAUGCUGGGCAGCACUUUGCUUAUGCGAGACGAGGAUAUUUCUGUUCCGUUCCCGGAGAUAAAGGAGGGAGAUGAAUGUCAGAAUACAUUUGCCAUCCAUGUCACUCUCUCGUCCCACCUCGGCAAGAUCCUCGAUGAUCUCUUCCUGCCAUAUGACCUUGACGCAUUAUUCUCUGCUGCCUUUGCACUCGUCUUGAUUGAUAUUAUUAGACCAGCAAAUGAGCUCCUCUGGGAUCUACCUCAAGUCAUGCAUUUGCUCGAUGAGUUUGUAUCACGGCAUAUCGCCCCGGCUCAGGCUUAUCGAUCCGAUCUGCUGCAAAUUCUUGAGCUGCACACGAAGCUACGCAGUGUUGAUGGGGCUUUGCAAGAACGGGCAAAUGACAAUAUCGAACUUGGGUCCACGUCAGAGCUGACUGGAUUUGCGAUUACUGACCCUGCCCCAGCAAAUGCGCUAUCAGAUCCAGUGUGGUCACGCGUGCGGCAUGGGGAUGAUGGUUCUGCGCCGACGCACUUGGAGACAAUCAGGUCGGUUAUAGAUAACCUCGAUAUGGAAGGAACGAACAUGCUUGGUGCUGCAAUGCUCGAUGGGGAUUGGGUGUGGGAGCUGGACAAUCUGUGGGGUGUUUUCUGA